This is a messenger RNA of Myodes glareolus (Bank vole), 2050 nucleotides long. RefSeq names its product selectin P ligand (gene Selplg). Gene Ontology annotation, biological process: leukocyte tethering or rolling. The record is from RefSeq and is a predicted model, not a curated record. NCBI's taxonomy places the organism in Eukaryota, Metazoa, Chordata, Mammalia, Rodentia, Cricetidae. Gene Ontology annotation, cellular component: plasma membrane.
UCUUCCACACCCUGCCGUUGGGGGUUGUCCGAUUGGCACUGCAAGUGUCUGGCAGUGUGGACUGGGGCCUUGUCAUUGAGGCAGAGUUGCUUCUGGGCCCCGAGGCAGCUGCCCCAUGCUUUGCUGAGCAGGUACCAUGCUUCCACGCUUCCUGCUGUUGCUGAGCCUCUUGGGCCCUAGUGACAGCCUCCAGUCAUGGGACAUCCAGGAGCAGGGAACCAAGGCAGCCUCGGGCCCUGUGCCUCUCCGGGCACGGAGACAAGCAGCUGGCGAUGAGGACUGGGGGGAGUAUGAUUACUCCAUGGAAGGCACAGAUCCCCCAGAAAUGCUGAUCAAUGUCACCAGUGUGGUGGCUGCAAACCCUGAGUCUCUGACCGUGAUGGCCAUGCUGGAGCAGAGAGUUUCUGUGGGGGCUGGAACCCCUGAGUCAACCACUGCCGAGGUUACCGCCACCGGCCCUGCUGGUCCAGAUGCAGGAGGACUGGCUGUUGAAAGAAGCACAGAAUCAGCCACACAGUGGAGGCCAACCACAGUGGAGAUGACCAUCCAACUAGCAGCCACGGAGGCAGAGCCCUCACAGCCAGCACCCACAGAGGCAGAGCCCUCACGGCCAGCACCCACGAUGGAGACAGAGCCCUCAUGGCCAGCACCCACGAUGGAGGCAGAGACCUCACGGCCAGCACCCACGGAGGCAAAGCCCUCACGGCCAGCACCCACGGAGGCAGAGCCCUCACGGCCAGUACCCACGGAGGCAGAGCCCUCACGGCCAGUACCCAUGGAGGCAGAGACCUCACGGCCAGUACCCACGGAGGCAGAGACCUCACGGCCAGCACCCACGGAGGCAAAGCCCUCACAGCCAGCACCCACGGAGGCAGAGCCCUCACGGCCAGCACCCACGAUGGAGGCAGAGACCUCACAGCUUCCCAGGAGUCAGGAUGUAAAAAGUCUGUUCACAGAGGCCACAGCCACAGGAGCACCUUCUACAGAACCCACUGCCACAGAAACCAUGUCCACUGACUCUACCAUCUUCCUUGGGUCAUCUGUGACUCAUAAGGACAAUGAUGUGGCAACUGGCCACUUGAAGAAUGGGCUGUUUGUGACUCCUAGGAGCUCUCUGGCCACAACGACCCCAGGGUUCUCGGACCUCAUCCCCGUGAAGCAAUGCCUGCUGGUCAUCCUCAUCUUAGCCUCUCUGGCCACCAUCUUCCUGGUGUGCACGGUGGUGUUGGCAGUCCGCCUUUCCCGUAAGAACCACAUGUACCCGGUGCGGAACUACUCCCCGACCGAGAUGAUCUGCAUCUCAUCCUUACUGCCUGAGGGGGGUGAAGGGGCUCCCGUCACAGCCAAUGGGGACUUGCCCAAGGUCCAGGACCUGAAGACAGAGCCCAGUGAGGACCGAGAUGGGGAUGACCUAACCCUGCGCAGCUUCCUCCCUUAGCCUCCCUGGUACCUGAGCCAGGCCCUUGCUGUAGCUCCACCCACUGUUCGCCAAGGCCACAGAGCUGGGCUUCCUGGGUGAACUUUAUCCAUAGGGAUCUUUAGGGAAGGGGCCUGGACCCACCCCAAUCAGAGCCCAGAGCCUCCAAAGCCCUGCAUCUUCUGCUUCAUUCAUGGAGUCUAGUGGCCUCCAAGCCAAGGACCAUGGAAGCAGUUGCUGCUCCUGGACGCCUCUCUCCGACCUGUCUGCUGUUUUUUUCUGUCGCCCCAGCCACAAUGCCUCCCAGUGCUGUGCAGCUUGCUGCGGGUCACUGGCUGCACGUCCCCAAGAAAGAACGAAUUCCCUUACCCCACUCCCAAACCUUCCUCUCAGUUGCCAUGGUUGCCUGAUAAGAAAGGGUCUCUGGGGAAGGCUGCUCUCUGGCCAUGUCUGUUUCUCUACCCACAGUGAGGGGCAGCUCUCGGCUUUCCCAGGCACCUGUCUGAGGAUCCCAGGACCAGGCUUGGAAAGAUAGUCCUUCAUUUGGGUCUUGUGAACCCCUGAGCUUCAGUCUGGUGACAGUGACCUCACACUGUGGCACAGCACCGGCACUCAAUAAAUGUGUUUAACAAA